AUGGCACCUAUAGAUCAAACAGAUCAACUCAGAUCCAUCCUCUCAACCAAACAAUCUGCCCUCCCUCCAUCUGCCAGGUCAAAGUCACCUCCACCGCGCGGAGGACGCAGUGCGUCUCGAGGGAAGGGUAAGGGGAAGCAAGGCGAUGAGGAUGAAGAGAGCUUCCUGAAGGAGAGUUAUCAGAUUUACACCCACCUAGCCUCUCUACGGCACCUCCUCACCUCUGUCCGUAAACCAUACCUGUCCUCCGCCGAACCCCCUCCCAUGUCCCGCCGUCGGCCUCAGAGACCAACGUCCAGCCAGGCAGGUGAUGAUGGGCAGGUGGAGGAAUGGGCGAAAUGGGAAAAGUCCAAGUAUUUGACGGACAAGGAGAGGGAUGAGAUUGACUUGAGGGCGCGGAUGAUUUUGAGGAGGUGUAAUGAGCGAGUCGGGGUAUUGGAGAGGGCUGAGAAAGCUCGCAAGACCAAAGUCAACUCGUCCCUCCCCGCAUCAUCCCUCUUCCAACUCCUCCCGUCCCUCGCCCUUCCCUCAUCUCCCUCCACUUCCUCCGAACCCAUCAUAUCUGCCCACCACGCCUCCAUCAUCUGGACGCUCAAUGACACCAUGGCAAAACUCACCGGUACCUUGAGCGACAUGCAGACAGAGCGCGUCAAACGCCGAGAAGAACGCGGCCGCACAUUAGGCAACGGCGCCAGCGCAGAAGCGGAGCGGCUAGGCAGGGCGAGGAAAGCCGGAGAGGGGAGAUUGAUACCAGACGGUGUCGUAGUCGAUGUGCACGAUGCCGCACUCAGUCCGACGAUGGGGUCUGAUCCCCAUUUACACUCGGGUUUGGGUAUCAUUGACCCUUCCGCCCCUCCCAUCGAGUCUCAGCUCUCGCAAGCUCAAAUGCAAGAGUUUGAAUCUGAAAACAACGCCCUACUCGAACACAUGUCUUCUACCCUCUCCUCCGUGCUCUCGGCAGAGAGCUCGCUUCUAGAAAUAUCCCAACUCCAAUCAGAGCUGGUGAGACAUCUGGCGCAACAGACGGAAGUGGUGGAGCAGCUGUACGAAGAUGCGGUAGGGAGUGUGGCGGAAGUUAGGAAAGCGAAUGAGCAGCUUGUAAAGGCGAGAGAGAGGGGCAAGGAGGGCAGGUUGUUCUUGUUGGUGUUCAUCCUUGGGGCGAGCUUUAGCUUGCUCUUCUUGGACUGGUAUGCGUCAUGA
Molecule: messenger RNA, 1200 nt
Organism: Cryptococcus wingfieldii CBS 7118
Lineage: Eukaryota; Fungi; Basidiomycota; Tremellomycetes; Tremellales; Cryptococcaceae
Product: syntaxin 18
Exons: 3
Coding region: 1-1200 (399 amino acids)
Biological process (GO): retrograde vesicle-mediated transport, Golgi to endoplasmic reticulum
Cellular component (GO): SNARE complex; endoplasmic reticulum
Source: RefSeq, a predicted model, not a curated record